UGCUCAUAUCUCUCCCAUUAGUAUCUUGCCAGCCUCUGCAGACAUUUUGGAAAGAACAAUUAGAGCAGCUGUGGAACAGCACCUUUUUGACCUGCAGAGCAGCUUAGAUAACGAUCUUAAACAUAUACAGCAACACAGACUGGGCUGUAUCAAUGAAGCAAAAAAUCCCAGCGGGGAUGAGGAAGGAUCUAACAACCAGAAUGAUGUUAUUGAAGAUAAUGACACUGGUAGCAGUGAGAACACAGGGGACUGCUCUGAAGUAUUGGUUUGCACUGAUUUAGACAGUGAAGCUAUGAAACGUGAUACUGUAACUGAGGAAGAAGAAAGUGUUCAGGUACCAGCCCUUCCUUCUGCUCAGACUGCAGACGUAUUAUUAAAACCAUGUGAUAAAGAUGAAGAUGUUGAUGGCGAAAAUAAUAGUGAAAGGCAAAAUAGUAUAUUGCUUGGUGGCAAUGAUAGAAUAUCUUCAGAGAUGUUUCUGGAUUCAAGUAGCAAGACUUGUGAUCUUAAUGCAAAUACUGAUUCAGAGGUGUCAGGGGAUGGCAACGUUAAUGUUUCUGAGGAAGCUCUGGGUGUCCAAGUACCACGUCUAGAUCUGAAGAAUGUAUCUGAUGGUGACAAAUGGGAAGAUCCGUUUCCUGCUUUCAAAUCUUGGCAGGAGGACAGUGAAUCUGGAGAAGCGCAGCUUUCCCCGCAGGCUGGAAGGAUGACUAAUCAUCCGUUGGAAGAGGACUGUCAUCCAAUAUUGUCACAUCGUAGUUUGGAUUUUGGGCAAAGCCAACGUUUCUUACAUGAUCCAGAAACGUUAGAUUCUUCAUCCAAAGCACUUUCUUUUGUUAGAACACGAAGAGCAUCCUUUAGCUCAAAAGAUGACAAAAGGGAAGACAAGACACCUUAUCAGCUCGUCAAGAAAUUACAGAAAAAAAUAAAGCAAUUUGAGGAACAAUUUGAAAAAGAGAAAAACAGUAAGCCCUCCUACAGUGAUAUUGCAGCCAAUCCAAAAGUUUUAAAAUGGAUGACUGAACUUACCAAAUUGAGAAAGCAAAUAAAAGAUGCAAAGCAGAGGAGCUUAGAUGGAGAAUUCAUACCUCAAACACGUCCACGAAGUAACACUCUUCCAAAAAGCUUUGGUUCCUCUCUUGACCAAGAGGAUGAAGAAAAUGAAGACGAGAUGCGGGUUGUGCAGAAGGAGAAGAAGCCCACCAAGGAAGCUACACUUGAACUCAUUUUGAAAAGAUUAAAGGAAAAACGAGUUGAGAGAUGUUUGCCAGAAGAUAUAAAAAAAAUGACAAAAGACCAUUUGGUAGAAGAGAAAACAUCUCUCCAGAAAAGCCUCCUGUACUAUGAAAGUCAACAUGGACGGCCGGUUACUAGAGAAGAAAGACAUAUUGUGAAGCCACUUUAUGACAGAUACAGACUUGUAAAACAAAUGUUAACUAGAGCAAGCAUUACUCCUAUUCUUGGGUCACCGUCAACCAAGAGGCGGGGGCAGAUGUUACAGCCCAUUAUUGAAGGUGAAACUGCCCAUUUUUUUGAAGAAAUUAAGGAAGAAGAGGAGGAAAGUGAUGGUUUGUCUACAGACCUGAACGAUAUCUUAAGAACUGCUGUCCAAACACAGUCUGUUUUAAGCCCAGUUGAAAACUCUGAGUCUGAUGUUGAAGAUGGUCAGGAGAAACUGACCCGGGACCUUAGGCUGUCAAGCACCCGCGCUGCUUCUAUGCCUGAAUUAUUGGAGCAACUGUGGAAAGCCAGAGCUGAAAAAAAGAAGCUACGUAAGACAUUACGAGAAUUUGAAGAGGAGUUUUAUCAGCAAAAUGGAAGGAACGUACAGAAAGAAGAUCGGGUUCCAAUGCUUGAUGAGUACAGGGAGUACAAGAAAAUUAAAGCCAAACUUAGGCUGUUAGAAGUCCUUAUCAGCAAACAGGAUUCUUCAAAAUCAAUUUAAAUUAUGUUCCUCCAAACCAUUGAAUAACAUGUUUUCCGUAUACAACCACUGUACUUAUUGGGUGCUUGUGUUCAUUUGUCAUGCACUGUUGAAAGAAUCCAGUUUGUGCACUUUAUUGUGGUGCCACUAUAACAUGUUUGAGGGUAAGUAGGUCCUGUCUAGAGAGCAAGUAAGAUUUCUGAGUUUGAGACUGCUCUAUCCAACUUCAGCAAACACAGUUUCUAUCAAAGUUUUGUAUUACAGAUGCAUCCGUCUUGUUCGAAAACAACCAUAGCUUUUUUCUUUAGCAUUCAAGAACUUUGAGACUUUUGUUAUUACCAACUUUUUGCAUUAUUGAAGAAAUUAUUAAUACCAUAAUGCUACACUGAACUACUUCUCUUGCCUAUUUUUUAUUAUGGGGGAAAAAAAGUCAGCAAAUUAAACGUACAGCUCUUUUUCCUGGAACACUUAUAAAACAGACUGAAAUUCCUUUCAAAGGACUGCUGUGGAACAACUUUAAUUUUUGGUAUUCUAAAUUGCACCUAUAACACGGUAAUAAUUAACAUCUAUGGAUUUUGCUCAUUGGUGGUCACGUUUCCUCCUUGAUAAAGAUGACAGUGGACAAACCAGAAAGUGACCUUGCUUAGUGUCUUUUAAAACUUGGAAAACUGUAAAGUUAUAUCACAUGCUGCCUACAGGACUUACGUUACUGUUGUUCAUUUUAUCAUUUUAUUAAUUAUUGUUUAUCAACUAGUGGUGACAUAGUGUUUUGUCUGAAUUGGAUACUGCAUCUCC
This is a messenger RNA of Fulmarus glacialis (Northern fulmar), 2719 nucleotides long. It is a transcript of the gene FAM13B, whose product is annotated as family with sequence similarity 13, member B. The record is from RefSeq and is a predicted model, not a curated record. NCBI's taxonomy places the organism in Eukaryota, Metazoa, Chordata, Aves, Procellariiformes, Procellariidae. The transcript is spliced from 17 exons. The annotation marks the transcript as partial.